Eublepharis macularius is the source of this 5742-nucleotide messenger RNA. It is a transcript of the gene LRRIQ1, whose product is annotated as leucine rich repeats and IQ motif containing 1. The transcript is spliced from 27 exons. The record is from RefSeq and is a predicted model, not a curated record. Lineage: Eukaryota; Metazoa; Chordata; Lepidosauria; Squamata; Eublepharidae. Bases 66 to 5075 code for a protein of 1669 amino acids. Gene Ontology annotation, molecular function: protein binding.
GGGCGCUUCACUAGACUCGCGGUUCCUGAAGCAGGUUAGCGCUUAAUGGGCUUGGAAAACAAGUAAUGGAUGAUGAUGAUAUAAGACUUGAAGAAGAAAUAGAAAUUGAAUUAAGCAGAAUCAGCAUUUCUUCUCUUGAAGCUGAUGAUCCUGACACAGAGUUAUCAGCUGAAGCUUCAAGCGACAGUGAACCUAUUUCAGAUGACCUGCCAGAAUCGGUCCUCCAUUAUUUAAAUUUUGUGAGAAAUAGAAGUCAGAAUGCAGAAAGACUCUUGCAAGACUUGGAGAAUGAUGACAUGUUAAGCGAUAUCUACAGUGUAGUCCCUAACAGCACUUCAAACUGCUUGGCUGAGUUGGCUUCUGAAUAUAAUGAAGAUCCAGACGAAUUAAAGAAGAGGGUACUCUCAGAAAUAGAAGAUGAGGAAUUACAAAUUAGUACGGAGAUAGAGAAUGCAGUUGAACUCAGCAAUGAUGGAAGCAUUCUGUCCAAUGAAAUUGUUGAUUCUUGUUCAUUGAUAGAUGGCAGUGACAUGGCCAUUAGCUUUACUUUCCAAGAAGUUGAGGCAAGGUGCAAGCAAGAAUAUGAGCUUCGGCUGGAAAAGCAAAAAGAAGUUGAUGAUGACAAAAUGAAGAAGCUGAAAGAGGAGAGAGAGAUGGAAGAAAUGGAAAAGAAGAUUGAAAUAAACAAGAGACAGAGACGGCAAGAGGAACUGGAAGCAGAACGAAUGAAAUUAGAAAUGUUGCAUGUGCAACAUCAAACUAUUUUGGAUGAUGCACUGAAGAAAGAGGAGGAGGUUUGGGAAGAAAAAUUGAUACAGCACAAGAAAUUGAUUCAAAACUUACACAUGCAAAUAGAAAAGGAACUAAUGGCCUUUGAAGAACAGAAAGCAAAGGAAAAACAACAGAUGCUAGAACGGCAGAAUAAGGCAGCUCAAAAAAUCCAAGCUUCCUUUCGAGCAUUCCGAGUAUAUAGAAGUUAUGCCCCUGUCUUGAAAGCAUGGAGAGCAGAACUGAAAAAGCAAAAAGACCAGCAGGAAACAAUAGAAAGGGAACAGAGAGAAAAGGAAGAAAGAAUGAGGAGAAGGGCUCUAGAGAAAAAGCAGGAGGAGAGAAAAAGUCGAGAAGAAAAAGAAAGGGAAGAACUUGCGGAAAGGGAGAAAAGGCAUGAAGAAUAUGAAAAUAAGAAAGAAUUUGUGAGAAUUCAGAGAAGAGAAAAAGUAAUGUUGCUAGAACAUGCAAAGAGAGAAAGGUGCAGUCUAAAAUGUUUAACUGAAUGGGAAGUGGAACCUGAAAAUACAGCUAAAGCCAUAAAAAUGGUACAGGAAGAGCAAGAAAUAGAAAAAGUAAAAGAGGACAGUGAAGCUGAAGAAAUGCCAAGGAGAACUGGGACUGAAAAUACAGAUCAAAAUAUGGCACUAGCACAAAAGGAGAAAGAAAUAGAAGAGGAAGAGGAAACUUUGAAAGCGGAAACUGGAAUGGCAGCCACAAAUACAGGGACUGAAAAUACAGGUCAAAAUAUGAAACUAGUGCAAAAGGAGAAAGAAAUAGAAGAGGAAGAGAAAACUUUGAAAAUGGAAACUGGGGUGGCAGCCACAAAUAAAGGGGAAGAUUUGGAAAUAGCAAAGAAGAAAGGAAAAAUUGAAAAGGCGAAUAAACAAGAGAAAGACACAGCAGAAAAAUUAAAACAAUUUUACAAAACAAAUUUUGCAAAAGCAACAGAUUUCCCGACACAGGAAAUUAAAUUAAAGGAAGAAAAACCAGACACUAAAAUCUGCUUAUGGCAUGAUAAUUCAGAAGAAAAACAAACAUCUGGAAAGACAGAGUUUCUUAAUGAGAGAAAUAACAACAACAUAGUAGAGAAUGGGAUGCUUUAUGCAGAAGACUGUGGUUCAGCUACUGCAGACUAUCAGAAGAGUAGUGACACAAGAACUCUUGAUAUCAAAACUGUUGUUCCUGCAGAGAUUGUAGAAGUUGUUCAGGAGAGUGGAGCACGCAGCACUCACAUUAGCAUGAAUGUUCAGUUAGGUUCUGGAAACACUGGACAAACAGAGAAAUCAUACGCGUCAGAAAACAUUAGUAGAGAACUUGCAAAAAAAGAAGUUCAGAGUGAAGUGGAUGAUCUUUGGGUCAAAGGUGAAAUAUCAGUUGAACCUUUUGAGAAAUCAAACCUACUUUCUGAUUCGGUUGAAGAGAAGAGAUUAAUGUGGAUGAAAACAUGCAAAUCCUGGUCUAGAAUUUAUAGUGAGCACAAGAAAAAGAAAGUAAUUGAAAGAAGCAAGCCACGGAAAUGUUCAGCCAGUUCAAUGCCCCCUCUGAGCACCGCCAUGAUCAUCCAGGAUGGCCGUUGGAACACUCUAGAACAGGUUACCACGGUUACAUUUCAAGAUUUGCCUGGCUGCAGCCUUUCCACUUUGUCACAAUGUGCCAGACUUCAAUUCUUGAGUCUCAGGCGUUGUGGAUUAAUUGCUUUGGAAGGACUUAGCAAUUGUAAAGAUCUGAAGUAUAUAGAUGUAGAGGAAAACAAUAUUCAAACUAUCAAUUGUGACAAUCUAGAAAAUCUCUGCAUUCUAAUUCUGAACAAAAACCGAAUUUCGUCAAUUCAUGGUUUAUAUGGCUGCAGUAAUCUUUGGAAUCUUGAAUUUUCCUACAAUAAAAUCACUCGAAUUGGUGGUUUAGAGUCAUUGAAAAAUCUCCAGCGACUGGUUGUAAAUCACAAUCAGUUGAUCAGCACCAAAGGACUGUCUGAUUCUCCGACUCUUAUAUAUAUAGAUUGCUCCUUUAAUCAUUUAACCCACAUUGAAGGCAUUGAAAACUGUGGUCUUCUACAGAUUCUGAAGUUACAGGGGAACAAUCUCAGUGAGUUCCCCAGCUUGGAAAAUCAUGUUUUGUUAAGAGAAUUAUACUUGGAGGACAACAGCAUCUCAGCCUUCGAAAAAUUUUCUAAUUGUUGGCUGCCUUUGCUUCAGACACUUUCCUUCUCACAAAACAGCUUAACACACCUUGCACCUCUUUUUUCUUAUCUGUCAUUGGAAAAGCUAGAUGUGAGCAACAACUGCUUGUUACACCUUAAGAGUGUGGUUCAAUGUCUUACUGGUUGUCAUAAUCUACGAGAAUUGUCUCUGGGUGGAAAUCCGCUUCUUCAAGAAGAGGCCUGGAGGAAUUCCUUACUUAAAAUGCUGCCCAGUCUGAAAAUACUUAAUGGUGAAAACAUAAGUUCCAUUGCAGACGUCUCAGGUGAAGUAAUGAAAAAAAAGCCAGAUCCAGGAAGUUUUAUAGCACUUUGUCAAACUCAGAUUAAGGAAAUUAAUUCAGUCAGCAAAAAAGCCACAAAGUUAACGGGUGAAUUCAGUGUGGAUGCUGUGCAGCGCCAGUGUUGGUAUUUUAAGAAGCUGAUGAAACUCAGUAGUGAACAUCGUUAUGCGCAUGAGUUUGGUGUUGUGAAUGCUUCUGAAGGAGAGGAACCAGAAAAGCUGACAAAUAAUUUGAACCAAGAAACCAUUAACAUCACUGAGGAAAAGAACUUCUUUAUCACUGGUGCAAAAGAAAAUAAGCAGAACUUGUUGAAUACGCCUGAAAGAUCGAUUGCUUCUGGCAACACUCAGCCCAUGUCUGUUAACUCCUUCACUACAGUCUUUGGAAUAGGAAGUAAUCAAGAAUGUAGGCAAGAGAAGAACUGUAUUCCUUAUUCCCUUAACCAUAGCGAGGAAAGCAAAGAUAAUAUGGCAUUAAUCAGUCCGAAGAGAGACAAGUUUAGCAAGCAGAUCGUGGCAAGUAAUGGAGGAAAUUAUCUUCAACAUUUUGACAGUUCUCAAAACCUGGCAGCUACAAUUAUCCAGUCAUACUGGCGAGGCUACAAGGUUCGGAAAGAGAUCGAUUUCUAUAUGAGGCUACAUAUGGCAGCAACUGUAAUCCAGUCUUUUUGGAGAAGCUACUGUAUCAGAAAAAAGAUUGUCAGUUGCAAAACAGGUCAUCAUUUCAUGGACAAGCAUAAAGCUGCUACUGUACUCCAGGCACUUUGGAGAGGUUUCCACCUGCGAAAGAAACUGGCUAGUGCCCUGGCAGCUGUUAAAACUGAUGAACUUGAGGAUGACUAUCAAGAAGUAAAUAUGGAUGACUUUAUGUUUGAUGAUGCUGUCAUACAGAAAGAAUGGCCAACUUUGGAUUCCACCCGCUUCCUUUCACAAACAUUGUUAUUCACAGACCAGUUGCCCUCGCCAAAGAAGUAUAAUGAACCUGUUCAACAGGAAGACAAAUCAGACCAUUUGAUGUGGCCAGCACAGAAAACCUGGCAGUUUAGGGAAAGACCAAAUUCAUUCUUGUCAGAAAACAGCCAAAUUAGUACCAGGUCAGAAAAGAACACUGUGUCACAAUUCUCCAACUUGAAACCUUCACCAAAAUCAUUGCUAAAACCAGAAAAAGAGGAACAAAUUUCAGCAGAGUGGGGAUUUAAAGACCUUGCUACUGCACAGCUCAUGCUAAAGAGAGCACAUAAAAUGAAAGCAAAGAAAUCUAGCAGUAAAAAACUUGACCCAGCUGUGCGCCUGGCGUUGUUCAAAAACAAUGAAAAUAAACAUCCCCCUGUGAAACCACCAAAGAAGGCACAGACAGGAAAAAUGAGCUACUUUGAAGGUGUGGAAGAAGACUUCACUCACACAGAUAAAUCUGUAGAGAAGAUGGAAAGGAACAAGGAACGUACAUACCAAUGGCUUCAUACACAGGUUUGGGAUUAUGAAGGACCUAAUUCCAGAAAUGAAAAAUGCAAGCAUUUCUUGCCUGAGAUAGACCCUGAAAUUCUCAAGGGAGGAAGAGUUCAGCUUGUGACAAGCCCUGUAAGGAGAGUAGACACGGAUUUAGAGCUUGUUUCCGUGACCAGUGGAAGCACUUUGACUCAGAACAGAGAAAAAAAUAAUCAGCCACACAGGCACUCUACGGGAUUUCCAAAAAAGGAUGCACCUGCACCUGAGCGCUCACAGUUGGGCCCCUCACGUAAAGAGCGGAUAUCAUUUCGAGACCAUCCGGUUCAGCUCAGCGGUGGAUGGGGAAGUGGCAAAAAGAAAGCAAAACCUUUGAAAUAGUAGUUGGACUGUCAAGCAUUUAAAACAUAUGGGGAGCUGUUUCUUUUCAAAAGAUCUGUAAAUUCCUCCUACUUUAGGAUUUUGUUUUUAAAUCAGAUGCAAAAUGCUGAGAGCUGUGUAUGUCGUGUUUUCGUUUUCUGUAUGUGAUUUCCAAAGUUUCCUUUUUUAUGAACAUGUUUUGUAAAUAUGAGACAAAUAAUACUUGUGUUUGAUUUUUUUUCCUUUGGAACAUAGUUCGGUUCAGAAAUAUUUCUUGAAUUAUUAUAAAGUGAUUUGAGUAAUCUGAUGAAUGAAUUUGUAUGUAAACAUGCAAUAAGAGCACGUGAUUCCCUAGUUGUCUGCAAUUGUGAAAUGUGUGUAUAUGUCACACUGGCCUGAUCUGAAUACAUCACUUAGCUUCAUUUGUGGAUUGCAGAAUGAACCUGUUAAAAAGCAGACUGUGAAAUGUUCAUUUUAUUAAUGAUAUAAAUGUGUUAUGUAAAAAAGAUUUGAUUCUGCUUAAUAGUUGUGUAUUCUUUAUGAACAUAUAUAUUAAAAUUCAGUUGUGUUACAUUAAGAUUUGUUUCAUAAUACUGAAUUAUGUUGUAAUUUACUUUGUGGUACUCUGACAGACUUCUGUCUAACCCCCCCCCCCCACCACCAUAUUAAAGCAUAAAUGUGAAUCACA